AUGGGUUGGUACGAGAAAGGUAGUCAGAAGGACCCUGUCCAGCAGCUCGAUUCGGACCUUCGUGAGUUUCUCGAACAGGAGACGCCCGACAAAUAUGUGCCCGCGCCUGAUGUGAGCACGUCACACGCCACUGCACCCUCUCCUUCGUCCACGCAGUUCUCUGGCUUCUCAGAUGAUGCAGCGCACUCGGAGCCCAAAGUUCCGGCCGCGUCUCUGUUCCAAGACGGCCGAUAUGCCCACCUUUGGAAGACCUACAAGCCACCCACCGGCAUCGAUACCCAAACCAGUUUCACCACGGGGGAAGGAGUCGUCCAACGAUACCGGGAGCGCGCAAACUCAGUGAAGUCAGCGGCAAUGGAAAACUGCGUGGUCGAGAACGAAGCUUUGCUGUUGUGCGCCAAGACAGGCAGCUGGAAGGAACAGAUGAAGUCCCGAGUCACGGCGUGUUCCGCUGAGAGACGCAAUUUCUCAAGAUGCUUCGAGUUACAAAGCAAAUUCCUCAUGGCUCUAGGCUACGCCGCAUCCCUCCAAGACAAUCCCGAGAAGGAGGAAAAAAUCCAAGUCCAUGCCGACAGGUUAUACCAUCAAAUGCUCGAUUAUGAAACUCGAGUGGAGCAAGCGCGUGCGAAUGGAAGUUUCCCUCCACCCUUACAAUCCUUGUUCAAUCCUGACAAACCUCCGCACGUUGAAGAGUUCGCUGGAGCCGUGAUUGAGAUUCCUGGCGGCGAGGAGGUGCCACCCAACUUCAAGCCAUCCAAGCCCCUCAUCAAGCUGACUCCUCACGAGCGUGAGCUGGAGAUCCGCUCCCAUAAUGCGCAGCUGGAGCACAAGAGACUCUUUGCUGAAGAAGCCAGUGCCUUUAUAAAAAGCCGCGCAGAUUCUCGAGACAAGAGAGAAGACAAGGCCUCCAGUUGGUUUGGACAGACAAUCGGCAGCCUGUUCCGGAACGAGUGGCAAGGAGCCCAGAAUGUCAUUAUACUGGAAGCUCUUACCCAGUUCGCUGCAAGUGACAUGUGGAAGUGGGCGUAUCUAAUCGCCAAUGGCUGGAAUGGCUGGAAUCGCCGGUCGCGUUCCCGCGUCAAACCUACUCGAAGCAUCAUUGUCAACCUUCUCCUCUACGACCUGACGCUUACAUCCUCCUUGCUCGGAUUCUUCCUCCCGCCCUUUGUCUCCUCCUCUACAUAA
Messenger RNA from Penicillium oxalicum, 1185 nucleotides. RefSeq lists its product as uncharacterized. The transcript is spliced from 3 exons. Lineage: Eukaryota; Fungi; Ascomycota; Eurotiomycetes; Eurotiales; Aspergillaceae. The coding region runs from base 1 to 1185 and encodes 394 amino acids. The record is from RefSeq and is a predicted model, not a curated record.